GAAUCCUAGUCCGCCUUCUUUGACAAACUCUCAGCCGAAUGGCUCCAUAUUUCCUCCGAAAUCUCGUCCCCAAGCGGGAGGCUCGGGCAGAGGGUAGACCUUUGCUCGUUGCUUUGGGCACCAUCUCUCUUGUGCAGUGGGCACAGUUUUGGUCUGGCUGGCUUGCGUGGACCUGCGAUGCUAUUGACUUCUUCUCUGUAUCGCUCAGCGUGUCGAGGCUCGCGACGCAGUUUGACAAGGAUACUUCUGAUAUUACCACAGCAAUUACUCUUACCCUACUUUUCCGAUCUGUUGGUGCGGUCCUCUUCGGUGUUUUCUCUGAUCGUUUCGGACGCAAAUGGCCAUUGGUCUUCAACCUCCUACUAAUAUCCGUUUUCGAACUCGCCUCCGGCUUUGUCAAUACUUUUCGUCAAUUUCUCGCCGUUCGUUGCCUUUUCGGUGUCGCCAUGGGCGGGAUAUGGGGUCUCGCCGCCUCCACUUCCCUCGAGAAUCUCCCCGUUGAAGCCCGCGGUCUUGCGUCCGGCGUUCUUCAACAAGGAUACGCGGUCGGCUACCUUCUCGCGGCUGUGAUCAGCCUUACACUCGUGCCAGAGACGUCGACGACUUGGCGGAGUCUAUUCUGGUGCGCAAGCGGGAUCGGCGCGCUUUCAGCAGUGAUCAGCGCUUUAUUGCCUGAGAGUGAGGUAUUCUUGAGAGCAAGAGAGAUCGAGAGGAAGAAAGGUGCGACGACGGGGAAGAAGACAAAGGUGUUUUUACAUCAGAUGGGGGCGAUGUUGAAGAAACACUGGUUGCUUUGCAUUUACGCCAUUUUGCUCAUGACUGGGUUCAAUUUCUUGUCGCAUGGCUCCCAAGAUCUCUUCCCCACCUACAUGGAGAAAUCAAAGGGUUUCUCAGACCAUUCAGCCAUAGUCGCCACUAUCAUCGGCAACUGUGGCGCCAUUGCCGGUGGAGCUUUUGGAGGGUACUUGUCACAAUAUGUAGGCCGCCGACUCACCAUCAUCCUGUUCGUCCUCCUCGCCGGCGCCUUUAUCCCACUCUGGAUUCUCCCAAACUCUUUCUCCGCUCUCGCUGCCGGCGCGUUCUGCCUUCAGUUCGGUGUACAGGGAGCGUGGGGUGUCAUCCCUAUUCAGCUUGCUGAGAUGAGCCCCCCUGGGUUUAGGGCGACUUUUCCGGGUGUGGCAUAUCAGCUCGGAAACAUGGUCUCCUCUGCGUCGGCCCAGAUAGAAGCAAGAGGAGGAGAUAAUUUCAAGAAGACUAUCAUCCAAAACGGCGUACCAACAAUUGUUCCAGAUUAUGCUACCGUGCAGGGGAUCCUCGUCGGCGUUGUCGCUGCUUUCGUCGUCAUCAUUACCAUUAUAGGCCCCGAAAACCACGGUUCGCACUUCGAGCAACACAAGACUGCGUUUGAGGAGGGUGCUGCAGACAACAAUGGCGACCAGGAGGACGAUCCAGAAGCUAGGCACAUUGGGUCUACUGACGCGCAUGCAAGAGAGAAGGAAACUAGCUCCCAAGGGAGUGUCCGGUCGCACGACAUCGCCCAGCAGGUGUGAGUGUGGCCCACCUUCCUAUGAUCAUCAGCGAUGUGGCGACGACGACAAAAUUCACACGAUAUGGGAUGAGAUGAACAACUUGAAGAUCUGGAGGUAUGUACGCUGGCAUAUUGGUGUGCGAAGGUAGUCCAAAAUAUUGUAUUUGUCACGAUUUCCCGUGAGCAGCACUGUUGUAUUUCUCGUGUAUUGUUUGGAACGAGCUUU
This is a messenger RNA of Stereum hirsutum FP-91666 SS1, 1754 nucleotides long. RefSeq names its product carboxylic acid transporter. The record is from RefSeq and is a predicted model, not a curated record. Gene Ontology annotation, biological process: plasma membrane lactate transport. Gene Ontology annotation, molecular function: secondary active monocarboxylate transmembrane transporter activity. The transcript has 8 exons. Gene Ontology annotation, cellular component: plasma membrane. NCBI's taxonomy places the organism in Eukaryota, Fungi, Basidiomycota, Agaricomycetes, Russulales, Stereaceae. Bases 39 to 1550 code for a protein of 503 amino acids.